Molecule: messenger RNA, 714 nt
Organism: Vespula vulgaris
Lineage: Eukaryota; Metazoa; Arthropoda; Insecta; Hymenoptera; Vespidae
Product: keratin-associated protein 10-5-like
Exons: 3
Coding region: 101-697 (198 amino acids)
Source: RefSeq, a predicted model, not a curated record
UCCAAAUGGACAGAUAACUAAAUUUAAAUAAAUAAAUAUACACCGUUCGAUCUUUAAUCUAAAUUUCCGUGUAAAUGAUACGUCAUCGAUUUAUCUCAAAAUGGGCACUUGUGGAAACACUCGUAAUUACAUGGACGAAAUGUUAUGUAUCAUAAAAGAAAUCGAAUGUCUAAAGCCUGAACCAGAAAUAUGCAAUGUCUCCUGUCCACCAUUAGGCUGUCCAAGAGGUCCAUGUCCAGGAAUCUGUUGCAAUGGAAUAACCUGCGAUCCCUGUUGCAUGUCACAGAUGCCAUGUUGUGCACCUAGUCCAUGCUUACCAUGUUGCGUACCUAUAUGUUACACAGAACCUCCUCGUGCUGAGAUCAAGCUUAAACCAGAUCCAAGAAAAAUUUGUUGUUUCCCACCGAACCCCGAUUGCCCACCGAUCUCGUCGAUUCCAUUUUGUCCAUCACCAUGCGGUCCACCUCCACUUUGUACAAGCUCACCAUGUAUCUCAUUCUGUUGUCCUAGUUCACCAUGCCCACCUAUGUGCCAGCCUUGUUUAAGAGAUUGUACGAUUCCAUGCGGACCCAUAGCAUGUUUUCCUACAAAUUGUUGUCCUACACCAAUAUGUAGUCCAAUCCCGCCAUGCUUCAAACCAUCGAAACCUCCCUGUAGUCCCUGUUAUGUAUGCAUACCACCUCGAUGUAAUAAAUAAAAAUUUGUCAAACAUAA